Messenger RNA from Salpingoeca rosetta, 3624 nucleotides. RefSeq lists its product as uncharacterized. Gene Ontology annotation, biological process: regulation of transcription by RNA polymerase II. The transcript is spliced from 15 exons. The coding region runs from base 1 to 3624 and encodes 1207 amino acids. Gene Ontology annotation, molecular function: DNA-binding transcription factor activity, RNA polymerase II-specific; RNA polymerase II cis-regulatory region sequence-specific DNA binding. NCBI's taxonomy places the organism in Eukaryota, Choanoflagellata, Craspedida, Salpingoecidae. The record is from RefSeq and is a predicted model, not a curated record.
AUGGCAACUGUGGCGCAUUUCGACACCCACCGCACCAGCCACGCCCGCCUCGCCUCAUCUGAGACGAAGCCGGCCCAUCAACACCGGCACCAGUAUCAGCACACGGCCAGCGGGCGCCUGCGCCACCCACGCGAGCACGACUUCAGUAAUGAUGACGACGGACGAGAGCCCAAGCGGGCACCCCUCGCUGCGCCAUCGUUGCAUCGUGGCAGUGACGAGGACAACGUGGAGACGGAGGCAUUUGUUGUGUCGAAGGACAACCCUUACCUUGGCGUUACACGGACGGUGCCGCAGUACGAAAUGACAAAGCGGUUCAUCUUCGAUUACGACUACACCUCGCCGCGGCAGCCACAACAGCAGCAGCCAGGCAGCGCUGGCUCUCGUGCACCUCCAACUCAUGGCUCCGCCUCAUCCCGAGACUCGCCCGUCAAGAAGCCUCGACCACGGAGGAAGCGACGUUUGCGUUCCGAAAAACACCGGCAGACUCCCAUUAUCAAGCAGUGGUUGAACGAGCAUUACAACCCAGCGGAGGGUGUCUCCGUGCCGCGAAGUCUCUUCUACGAGCACUACUGCACGCUGUGCAAAGAGGCAUCCAUGAGCCCUCUGAACGCCGCAAGCUUUGGCAAGAUGAUUCGCCAAGAGUUUCCCAUGCUUCGCACGCGUCGCCUCGGCACCCGUGGCCAGUCCAAGUACCACUAUGUUGGGCUGGGCAUUCGCCCAUCGUCCCGAUUUGCAGCCACAGCACCUGCCAACCAACUGGCAUCGACAAAUGCGAACACACCGGGUGUUAACCGACAGCAACAGCAGCACCAGCAGCAGCAACCACAACAACAGCAGCAGCACCAGCAGCAACAGCAACACCUGCAGCCAUCGCACUCAUCUGCAAGCGAUUCAACACCUACAACAACGCCGCAGCUCUUGCCGCAACACGCUCACAACGACAGGCUACGUGGCGUCAGUCCUCCCCAUACCCGCGAGCACCCGAUGCAGGCGCAUCACGCUGAGCUGUUGUCUCAGGGCACAGCCCCUGCACCACUGCCUGCCCACCCCGCCAUGACAGGCCCCACCACGCCAGCAGGCGUGAUGCACGUACAUCAGCAGCCUUAUCGUCAUCAUCAGCGUACGUUGGAUGCGGAGCCGUUUUCUCUCUCGUCUUCGACCGAGGCAGCGCCACGUCAGGCGCACGGCCCAAUGCUGCACGAGCUCGCCUCACCUCCACAACUGCCACGCCCGCACCAGUGGAGCGCCAUGUCUUCCACAGACCCACACCACCGACACCACCAGCACGACCAGCAGCACAACCAGCAGUACAACCAGCAGCACAACCAGCAGCAGCAUUCCUCGCCAAUGCAUGCCUGGUCCACGCCGUUUUCGGGCUCGUUUGCUUUCUCCCCGCCAGCGCCGUAUGAAACAGCCCUUGACACAGCAGACGCCGCACGUGAGCCAGCAGUGCCAGCGUCAGUUGCCGGGGCAGGGCAGGAGAUGGCGGAGAGUGCAAUGUCGGCGGUACAGCAGGGGUCUGCUCGUCCUGUUGUGCGCGACAGCCAGGGCGUCUUUGCGAGAAGCGUUCCCACGUUGCGCGGUGGUGCAGUUGAACACGCGGCUGCUCCUGCAACGAAACGGGCAAAGGAGGGCCGGCAGCAAGACCUGUCACAACCGCACUCACAGCAACCACAGCACCCGUCCCGCCGAACACCGAAGAAAGGGUACCAGAGACGCAACGGCCGUGGUAGCGUGCCUGCUUCGCCAGCACCACACGGUGGCAGUGGCAGUGCGCACGGCGUACGCCCUGUUAACCCAAUGGCUGAUGUCGGCGGCAGCGGCGACGGCGAUGGCGCUGAAGACAAGGAUCAUGCUGCUUGCUCACAUGCAGCGAUUCUGGCCACUCCGACAUUGCGGCCAGCCAGUGCUCUCGCGGCUGACGACGAUGAGGACGACGGCGGCGAUGAUGGCACUGGCGAAUGUGGUCGAGGUGGUGGCUCUGGCAGUAGAAGCGGCGAUUCUGCGAUGCCAUUUCGGCUGCCGCCAUUUCCGAGACCAUCAUCACGGCUAGCAACUCUGGGCUUGGACAUGCGUCUGCUCACCGACACAAUCAAGUCGCUUCGACAAACCUGCAAGGCCGUGCUGUCGCUUGUGCUCUCAAACAACGGAUCGAUUGGGCAGGAAGUCUUCUUCAAGUUUUGGCACGACCUGUUGCCACCAAAGUUGCAGCAGCUCGCACACGAGGAUGUUGCCAAGCUUUUCGCCAGCUGCACACAAGUUCUCUUUGAUGCGCUCUUCCACGGUCUUGUUCCAAAUGUGCUUGCACCAAUGUCGGCUGAUGCCAUCAGAGACAUUCGUGUAUUUGCACACACCUGGAAAGAGCAGCUCAACAAGUUGGAUGAAGCAGCAACUUUACCUCCACAUUUCCGCAAGUUGUUCAUGCGCGCCAGCACCAUGCUGGCUGAUGGGCUACUGCGCCAGACUUCCCUGAAUCAUAUUGCGCAAGCGACCUUCGGGGUCUUGCAAGACGGCAACAUGUACACGAAAAUGCAUCGUGACCUCAGCCGCAUCGACUUUUCAGCGGUCGAGGCUCACGUCAAUCUCAUGUGCAAGAACGGUCCACCCGAUGGUGUCCGCCAAGCUCGCCGGAGUCUUGUCCAGCUGUUUGCUGGUCCCGCGGUCACGGUCGAUGCGCUGGCAACAUGGUUCUGCAGGCUGAUGGACAAGUGCAUUCCGCCACCGGCACGUGGAAGCGGGCAUGCUGCUGGACGCCACCUGUAUCUUGUCUGGAACUUGUACAGCUCCCUCUGUUUGCGUGAACUGCGCAUUCGCAACGCCGCCAGCUUCAGCUCCUUUCAUCUGGUGAAGCUGUUUCUCGACGAGUACGCCUUGUUCUUGCUUGAGCGCCGGGAGCUGCGCGAAUUCUCGCUCACCCUUCGCCCGCCCACAGCAGCACCAGCAACAACAACAGCAGCGACAGCAGCAGCAGCGUCCUCCCCCUCCACAGCCAUGACCACGACGACAGCAUCGUCAACCACAGCGGCGCUGGCAAGUGCAUCGACGACGAAAAAACGCGCCAAAACGACGCGCCGGUCCCGCAAGCCCAAAUCCCGCGCGAGCAACACCACGGCAAAGACGGCGCUCAGCUCGGGCUCAGGCACGGCGCUCAGCAGCGCGGCUGAUGACGACACACCCCAACAGCACCAGGGGUCGAUGUUCGAUUUCCAAUCACUGCCGUCGGGUAUGGAUCAUUGGAACGCCGCCACGGAAGACAGCCUUGGACUGCCCCAUCUGGACCCGUUGCCUGCAAGCAAAGGUGUCCCACCGGCAGGCCCGGCCAUUACCGUGGCCGAUUUCCUCCUUUCUUCCCCAUCAAAGGCAUCGAAGAGCAGCAGCAAUGAUGACUUGCUCAGCAACAGGUUGCCCAUGUCACUGGAUGACCUGUUGCGCAACGCAGAGCUGCCACCACCAACCGAAUUUGAAACGGAUGUUGUUCAUACGACCUCUGCCUCAAAGGCAGCGGCAGAGCAUCAUCAGCAGCAGCACUCUCAUACAUAUUAUCUUCCCACCCCGUCAGGUGAUUUCCCACCGUUUCCUUCCAUGGACGAUGAGCUGCUCCCAUCUGCCCUCCCAUCAGAGUAA